UCGACUCAUUUAUAUUGACAUUUACAUAUAUUUUGCAUAGGAAACGGAACACUAAAAAAGUUGAAUAGAUUUACAUUUCAGUUAUUUGUAGGUCUUAUAGGAUUUGUAACCACACAUUAGUAUCUCUAAUUUUGCAGUAGAAAAGCACCUCAAUGAAAUGGAAACUCACAUGGAAAAUGGCGAUAAUGUCGAAAUGAAUAAUAUGCUGUGUGAUCUGAUAGAUAUCCAUAAGGUGAGUGGCAAUGAGGAUGCACUACAGCGUGUCCUGCGAAGCAUCUACAGCCUGUUGGACAGCAACAACGAUGUCAAGUUCAGCACAAAGCUAUUCGAUAAGCUCAUCUCAGUGGUGAUUGUCGAUCUGGGCGAUGCCAAUGUCACCCAUGAGCGAAUCGCCAAAGUGCUCGACGCCGUCAGGAUACAUGCACGACAAUCUCCCGCAUCCGGAUCGUAUUUAGUCCGUAAGCUCUCGUCCAUAGCACUGUGUGAACCCACUAACAUAGGGGGUGGUGAUCAGCUGGUGCCACUGCAUCCAUAUGCUGGCCAGAUAAUGGAGCAUUUCUUGGAUGAUUUUGUGCGAGAAUUGGGCUUGAAAACCGCCUGUUCCCCGCAGCUAUUUGUAGUACUGCAACGACUGCUGCAGUCGGAGUUGGGAGAAAAUCGUAAAGUGGCAUAUGCUAUAAUGCGAAAGCUGUUGGGAAUUGUUGAGAGGUGCAAAGAAAAUCCGGGGACAUCUCAGCUGGAGGCCAUGCAGUGCAUGCAGCCCCAUUGGACGGCGUAUAUAGUGAUAAUGGAGCAACUGGAGAAGCCCGAAUCGCAUUUGGUGCUUCCCAUGCUAAGUGGCAAUCUGCCACGAUUUGUGGCAAGCAGCUAUGAUGACAAUUGGCUUCGCUGGCUGCGUAUUCUCUACAUUCGUCUGCUCGAGAAUCAGAAUACUUUGGUCGUACGCUGGACCAUCGAAUACCUUCUUAUGUACUCCACCAUUAAUGAGCUGCGUCGCGUGGACUUAUUGGAUUUGUUUCUCGACUCCACCAACAAGGCGGAGUUGUAUGAUGCUGAAGAUUAUUUUCUGCCGGAGGUAAAUAUUAAGAUGUUCGUCCAGAAUAGUGGCACCUUGCAGUUCCUCGAGGCUUUAGUGGCCGUGUCCUGGCAGAGUCUGCCUCUGCUUCAUUGGCUGCGCAGCAUGCAACCACGACAGCCGCAUAUUUCCAAGAGUCUGUUGCUCAAAAUCUGUGGACGCAUCAAGUCUUUGCAACAUGAGAACCUACGCUAUGAGGCUCAAAACAGAAUGUUUGACAUAUUUGAACCCACAAUCGAGAGUUUAUCGCUUGGCGAUUAUAUACAGUUUAUAAAGGCACUUUGCGAUAGUUUCUGCAGGGAUCACAAACGUUUUACAGCAAAAAUCGCGAGUUGCACAAAUAUUUUGGAUGAAAUGGUUUAUUUCGACAAAUCUGUUUUUAUGAUGAUUUAUCGCGGAGAUGUCAAUAUUGGAAUUGAGCUGCACAAGCAAAUGAGUAAAUUGCCAAAGGUUCAACAUGGUUGGUGGCGUCUUUUCUCGUUUUUCUUCAGUUUAAAACUGGAAUUGGAAACUGAAAAAUCUGAAAUACUCAAAUUUUAUCAUAAGGAAUACGAGCUAGAUAUAGAGAUAUUUGAGAAUAUGGCGGACCUCAAAGAUUUGCAGCGAUAUGUGAAUGACAAAUUGAAUUGCGAGUCUGAGGAGGAAAUAUCUUUUGUUAUGCAUCGAUGUGUCGAUUGGUUCACUACUGAGAAAAUCACGAAAUGGUCACAAAUUGAGGAACUAAAUUUAAACCCGCAUGAACUCGUUGCUCAAGGGACAAUUCUAACUGUGCAGAGAGUUGCAUCCUUAUUGAAUGACGUUGAAUCACGAUUCAAUGAUGAAAGUAUUCUGAAGGUAUUAAUGAACUUUCUAAGACAGUAUCCGGAUAGUGUUUUAAUUGCUGCGGGUCUUGUUAAAUAUGCUGCUACUUUUAUGCCUCCAGAAGAAAGUGAGCAAAUCUUGAGCGAUGUGCUUGAAGUCAGCCAGUUCUUGAACUUCAGCGUUGUGAGUUGUAUAAAGAGUGUGCCGAUACCACUGAUAAUCCGAGGAAUCAUUUCGGGCAGUCCUCUAUCUGGCGCUAAGUGCAUCGAAUAUGGUUAUUUGAUUAGUCAGUAUAAUUAUUUUUUCACAAGCUGCCGGAAACGGGAUAGCUAUAUAAAUUUUGUUAUCGAUCGAAGAUCAGACAUUAUCGCAGUGAUCGAUGAACUCUUACGCAUAAACAAUCAGAUGGUUCAGAGUAAUGUGAUUUACCUAGAAAAUUCGAAGGAUCAUCGUAUUAAAAUGCGUAUUGCCAGAGCCUUGUUGAGGAUUACGUUCAAGAAUCCGGGCUAUUGGUCAGAUCAGUUAUGGGACGUAGUGCUAGCAUUGGACGAACAUGAGAAUAUCAAAUAUAUGUUCGAAUGUCUGGUGGCUCGAUGUCUGCCUAGUGUGGAUGUGUUGUUGAAUCGACUAAUUCAGUUAGAUGCUCUUGAAUCGAGUCAGCAGAUCUCCCUAAUUUCAGUGCUGCACAUAUAUUGCUUGAACAAGUAUAAUCACGUCAAACCGGAGCAGUUGCAGAGGAUUAUUGAUCUGCUAUUACCGCAAACAAUGAGCAACGAUUUCGAGACUCGUCUGUUCACCCAACUAAUUUUACACAGGUUACUGCAACAAUUCGAGGAUAGCAAUAUAAAGCUGCCGGGCGUUACAAAUAUGAAGAAUGCCAUUGAAGGUAAUCUGGGCGACAAACUACAGGAAUACGAAGAUGAAGGUCGACUUUUACUACCCAAGAUUUGCUAUCAGACUCCAGAUGGUUUGCAAGCAGCAGACUUCAUAUUAUAUAUGACCUACGCACCAUGUGAUGAAUACUUUGCCGAUUCCUUGCGACCCAAUAUCAAACUGAAAUCAGAACUGGCCAAGUUUCGAAAUAUUGUUAGGGAAAAAGGGGAAAUACAGUUCAGCUUGUCUUAAUGACUGUACAUUCAGACAUUAAAGCCUUUUUGUUUGACAUUCAGA
Molecule: messenger RNA, 3046 nt
Organism: Drosophila albomicans
Lineage: Eukaryota; Metazoa; Arthropoda; Insecta; Diptera; Drosophilidae
Exons: 6
Coding region: 158-3001 (947 amino acids)
Biological process (GO): tRNA methylation
Molecular function (GO): tRNA (guanine) methyltransferase activity
Source: RefSeq, a predicted model, not a curated record